Molecule: messenger RNA, 1371 nt
Organism: Morone saxatilis (striped sea-bass)
Lineage: Eukaryota; Metazoa; Chordata; Actinopteri; Moronidae
Gene: rxfp3.3b
Product: relaxin family peptide receptor 3.3b
Biological process (GO): immune response; G protein-coupled receptor signaling pathway
Cellular component (GO): membrane
Molecular function (GO): G protein-coupled receptor activity
Source: RefSeq, a predicted model, not a curated record
GAUGAACAUGUACGCCAGCGUGUUCUUCCUCACCGCCAUGAGCAUCACCCGGUAUUGGUCGGUGGCGUCCGCGCUGAAGGACCGGACCCGGCGGCGGGUGUGUCCGGUGCGCUGGGUGAUCGCGGGGCUCUGGGUGUCCGCCACGGUGGCCUCUCUGCCCACCGCGAUCUUCUCCACGGUGAAGAGCGUGGCCGGGGAGCGGCUGUGCCUGCUGGGCUUCCCGGACGGACAGUCCUGGCUGGCGCUGUACCACCUCCAGAAGAUCCUGGUGGCCUUCGUGUUCCCGAUGCUGAUCGUCACCGUGUGCUACCUGCUGCUGCUGCGCUUCGUCCGCCUGCGCAGCAUGAACAACAACCAGGUGAAGCGCCGGUCCCGGGUCACCCGCUCCGUCACCAUCGUCGUCCUCUCCUUCUUCAUCUGCUGGAUGCCCAACCACGCCAUCACCUUCUGGGGCGUCCUGGUCAAGUUCAACGUGGUGAACUGGGACAAGACGUACUACAUGGUGCACACGUACGUCCACCCGGUGACCGUGUGCCUGGCGCACACCAACAGCUGCCUGAACCCGGUGCUGUACUGCCUCAUGCGCCGCGAGUUCAGGAAGAAGAUGAAGGAUCUGUUCUGGAGGAUUUCCUCGCCCACAGGGACGAACUCGUGCCCCCUGCGGCCGUUCUCCGGGACCGUGAGAGCGGAACCGGACGACUCGCACAUCGUGAUCCCGCUCAACAACGUGGAGACGGAGAACUGCAGACUGUCGGUUCUGACGGACCAGUGCGAAACGGACGCGCUGCAGAAGUAGACUGAUCCGGGACCUGGUUCCUCUCAGUCCGCCUCACCAUGAACUUCUUUAGACUUCAGGCGCUGCUGGAGGUUGUUUGAGCUUCUGUGCCAGAACCCACCGCCUGGUGAAAGAACCACACAGAACCGGGUCUCAGCUGUGUGUGGCAUUAUUAAAUGUUUUUGACUCUGCAUCAAAUGGAUUUUAUACAUUUUAUCACAGUUUAAAGAUGUGAAACAUAAAAGGAGAAAAAUAACAAUCGCGCGUAAAUUACGCACCGGUGCGUAAAACCAUCCGGUGCGUUCCUGCUUCAGUCCGACUGGGAUCUGUCACCCUGCGCUGCUCAUCGUGUUGUUUUCUCUCUUUACUAUAAAUGGAGUUCGAGCUCAGUGUCUCAUCCAGUGCUGCUUCCCGCUCUGAAGAGCUGUCCGUGCGCAGGGACUUCAUUCUGUGGAGUAUUAUUGACGUUUGUUGUGGCUGAUGUGUAAAAUGUCCACGCUUUGAGUAAGUGAAUGUAAAAAAAAUAAGAAAGGAAAACCUGCCAAUGCAACCUUAAGAACGAUGUAUGGAGAAUAAAAUGAUUUGGUUUGUGUUCA